UCGAUCGCUUUUCGUGUGUGUGGGAUAUACUCUGGGUGUCGGAUGGGAGUGUGUCGGUGAUCCGGCCAGGCGAUGCAUUGAACUGAGCAAAGGGACGGAGCGGACUGCCCCGCGAGUGGCGCACAGGCCAUGUCCACUUUCGGCAAGCUGACCGAUUACUUCCACCUCCGCAAGUCCAGAGCAGAGUUACGGGUCAGCGGCACGGACACCAGACGAGGCGACAGCCCGCAGCCCAGGUCGCUGGAGCGGAGACCCCAGCGCGCUGGGCUGGUACAGUCAGGGGCACUGCCCAGCAUCCCGCAGUCGCCAACCGCCCCCACCCGGACCCAGGGGCAGCCCCUCGCCGACCAAUGCGGGAACCCUCUCCCCGCGAGGGUGAAGCCCCUGCCCACUGGAGACCCGGAGAGCCCCCACCCUGACAAGGGCGGGCACCCCCUCCUCGCUGGAGCCCAUGAGAGGCCCCAUCCUGCCAGAACCCAGGACCGCGCUCCCGACCUGCACCUCGAUGAACCCUGGCAGAGUAGGGAGGAUGGCGGUGACAGCAUCCCGCAGGAGGGAGCGGACCCCUGCGGUCGUGGGACUGGCAUCGGCGAGCCGCCCUCCUCCUUCUCCAGACCACGAUUCAUGCACCUGAGGAAGAGCGUCUCUGUGGAUGACCACCUGAGCUGGCUGGAGAGCACGCAGGACCUUUCUGAGAGCAGGAUGGAGAAGGUGAAGGUCAACCUGAGAAGAAAGUUUAGUUUGGGGUCCGCGGACAGGAAGGAAUCAUUGCAGAAAAGGCUGGAGAGCAGUAAGCUGAGACUGGUUCUGCCGCUCAGCCGCAAGGACAGAGUGAAUGGCGCCGGGUCUGCAGUGAGUGUGGAACCCCUGCCCCGCUCCCGCCCCCGUCCCCGCCCCCGUUCGCUCAGCUUGGACUGGUCCUCAUCGCCCAGGAUGAAUCAGCAGGUGCGGGAUCUCCAGCUGGCUCACAGCAGGAGGCUGGUGUCUCCUGCCUCUCCCAGCGCGGCCAAGAGACUCUACAGGAACCUCUCGGGCAAGUUCAAGGUCAAUUACACCUCCUUCGACGAGCCAAGCUUAAUGGGACGGAAUGAGAAAAACAAGCAACGCAGGUCUGGCUUGAAGCUCCAGGGCAGUGAGGCGGUGUUUGAGGCGGUGGAGCAGCAGGAUCUUGACACGGUGCAGAUGCUGCUGAAGCUGUACACCCCCGACGAGCUGGACCUCAGCACCCCCAACAGCGAGGGCCUGACACCCCUCGACGUCGCCAUCAUGACCAACAACGUGCCCAUGGCCAAGCUGCUGCUGCAGGCCGGCGCCAAGGAAAGCCCCCACUUUGUUAGCCUGGAGAGCCGGGCAAUGCACCUGUCCAGGCUGGUGCGGGACUCGGAGCAGCGGCUGAGCGAGCUGGCGGCACAGGUGGUGAACCAGGCACACAGCCCCGACUGCACGGAGAAGGAGAAGCAGCUGAAGGCCUGGGACUGGCACAGCCGGCUCUUCAAACGCAUGAAGACCGGCUUCGAGCACGCCCAGGUCCCCGAUGCCCCAGCCCAGGUGCGGCUGUCCGUGGCAGGCAGCACCUCGCUACUCGUCACCUUCCAGGAACCUCUCAGCAUCAAUUCCGCCGUGGUCACAAAGUACAAAGUUGAAUGGAGCACAUCUCCUGACUUCAGCACGUUAACGGGAGAGACUGUUCUGGACGGGAUGAAGGCUCUGAGCUCCACCAUGAUGGGGCUGGUCACGGGGCAGCCGUACUACGCGCGGGUGUCUGCCCACAACAUGAAGGGCUGGGGUCCCCCGUGCAGCUCGGUGCCGGCCUGUGUGGCCCCCUCUAGCUGGAGAGACGCGGAUAGCAGGGAGGCGAGGCGACAGGGGAGGCCAGAGGCCCUGGAACAGCUGUUGAUGCAGGUGAAGACCCACCACCAGCAGUGUCUGUGCCACGAGAAUGCAAAGGUCCACCUCCCGGGACGGAAGCACUCGAUGUCCAAGAGCAUCAAACACUUGUUUCAGCCCACAAGCAAAUUUGUUAAAAAUCUCAAAAGAGGCUUGUACCUGGCUGCGGUUCUCUACAAAGACGAGGAUGUGGUGGUGACGCAUGAGGAGCAGAUCCCCGUGGUCGAUGUGGACGAUUCCUACUCCAGCUCACUGAUGCAAGACUUCCUUUGGUUCAUGAAGGUGUCGUACAUGUGGGAGGAGAGUCGGUGGCUGGGACAGUGCAUGAGCCCCUCCUCGUCAUCCUGCUCCUCGGUGCUGCAGGCUCGCCAUAAGAUGCUGGUGGCUGUUGCCCAACUUCAGGGACUACUAGGAACCGAGGACCUGGGCCAACUCUACUUUGAACCGAUCAAGGACAAGCAGGGCAAUGUUCUGAUGGUGACCUUGAGGGAACUGAGCUCAUACCAGAGUCUGGAGAAUGCCCGGUGGAUUCCUCUGGCCAGGGUGCAGAGCCAGCGCAAGUGCCUGACCACAGCAGAUGAGCCCACAGCCCUGGACAUGCUGCUGUCCACCAUGCACGAGAAGCUGACCUACCACAGACAGAGCCAGGCGGUGCCGAUGCCAGGACUCUACCUUGGCUACCUGAAGCUGUGCAGCUCUGUGGACCAGAUCCGGGUGCUGGUCUCUUCACAGCUCCCCAACAUCCUGUGUCACGUCAGGGUUCGGAGCAACCAGCACGUGUGCAGGGAGGAGUGGGAGUGGCUGCAGAGACUGAACAGUCUAGAGGAGCCUGAGCUUGCCGACCCGUGCGAGGGGAGCACCGAGGGAAUGUUCCAGAAGGAGCUCAGAGCCGCCAUCCCGGAGCUGAUGAAGCUCAUCGCCGUUCCCCUGCAACAGGUGAAGGAGUACCGUCUGUACAGCCAGGAGGUGCUGGAGUUUGCGGAUGACCUGUCCUUCCUCCUACUGCUGCCCCCGUCGGAGGAGGUGUGCACGGCGCCAGGGCAGGUCACCCCCUGCCCCCGCUCGGGCCUGCUCACCAUGCCCCUGCAGAGCUUCGAGCUGGUUCACUUCCUCAGCUACGACAAGCCGUUCAUCAGCCUAUACUGCCAGCUGUCGGCUCUGCUGGAGCUGGAUCUACUGUUGUCCCAGCAGGCGCUGCGCGAGGCUUUCUCCGAUUCCGAGGUGGUGGCAGCCAAGCAGAGGCACCAGCAGGUCCAGGAUUUCACCCAGAGAAUGGAGGAGGUUUGGCGAGAGGUGCGGUGGAUCAUGGAUGUGCUGCAGUACGCCAGGUACAAGCAGCCCUCUGGGGGAGUCCCGCUGCGAUGGCUGCUGGAUUUUAGCGGUGAUGGAGGGAAGGAGGAACCGCGAUCUCCGGCCAGCCCCGGUUACCUGCCCUCGCCAAGACCCUCGCCAGAGACCAGGCACCGACAUCUCAGUCCACAGGCAGGUUCGCCUGCGGCCGGUGAUGAAGGUUGGUCAGAGGUACUUGUGUCCACGGCGAGUGCUCGUGAUUGCAGAGCUCAGAGCCCCAAGGAGUUGGACCUCAUCCCCUCCUCCACUGGUACCAGCAGCCAGAGACCCGGCCACAAGCUGCAGGAGGGUCCCCCUGAUGUUCUCGGUGCCCGCGGGCAGUGCCAGGGCAGUGGGCACCAGCGGCCUGCCCCCCAGCCGCUCUACGACAGCGACUUUGUUCUCCCCAGUAGACAACUGGAGCUACUGCACAUCACAGAGAAGAGGCAAGCCUACUGUGUCCGCACCAGUGGCCUCGACAUCCCACCCCAACCCUUCCACAUCCAGAGACAGUGCUGCCCUCACCCUGAAUCCCUGCAUGAGUGCCCAGCAGAACCGUCAACAAGUGCCCCGGGAGUGGGCAGGCGAUGGCUGGACACGACCCACAGCCUGGGCACCUCGCCUCCGUCCGGCUGUCCGGCCCAAACACCCGACCCCAGCGGGCAGAUGGACCAGCCACUGGAGAAAGGGGCACGGGAGCAAGGCCUGGACUCUGUCAGGUUGAACGUUUAUCCCCAGUACCAGACGGGGCUGUCCAAGGAGAUGAGUGUGCAGCUGUGUGUGAGCGACAGCACAUGUGCACGAGAGAUAGUCGCAUCGGUGAUCAGGAAAACCAACGAGGCUGUGAGGAGAAUGAGUGGCAGGACUGAGGCCCGGCUGUACCCAGAGGACCAGGUGCAAGACUUUGGCCUGGUUCUGUCCAUGGACAACUGUGACCAGUGGCUGCGGGAUGACUUUGUGCCCCUGACCCUGCACCACCCCUGGACCAAGGGGCGUUUGUGUGUCCGCAUCAGGGACUGUUCCCCAUUGCUCACUCAGCAGGGGAAGGCAACCACUGUGUGAGUCGGAGGGAGCCACAUCACCACUCUGCUCCCACACUGGCCGCACCGACUAACCAAAGCCCCGUCAGCACGGCUCACACACGCUAAGGGCACGUCUGCAACAUACCCCCUGAUAUUACCAAAGAGCGAGACUGUGCUAACUUGCAGCGUGACGAGAGGGCCACGGAUUGUUUCCGGGGUUUGUGCCGGGAGUUUCUGUGGUGAAGCUGGAAGGAGGGAGAGUGUUGUCGAUCUGUAGAGUCGGUCUGUACAUCCUCACACUUUAAUCAACACCUUGGACCUUUUCAAACCAGGAGUGAGGAAUCCACUCAGUGGAACAUCUCCAACAUGGGUCUGUACGGACUGAGCCCACACAACUAAUGAUCCAACCCCAAAAGCUGAAAGCAUGAUCAUCUCUUUGAAUGGACUUUGAAUGCCCAGAGUGGCAUUAGCCUAUACUAUUUAUAUUUUAUAUGAAGGGGGCAGUUUUUUUGUUCGUGUUGGGGAGUGGUGGUGUGUGUGCACACACUUGUCUACACUGGCCCUCACUGGGAUCAUGUCCUUGCAGUAACUUGUGAUCUCCAUCUGCAGCUUCCUCUCUCUCCUCGUGGCCUAGAGGGCAUCCAUGCAGAGGAGGAGAGUGGAGAACAUCCCAUCUCCAGCAAACUACAGCUGCACUCUGGUGCCGAUCUCGGCUGGGGUAUUAGUGUGUGUAUGUGUAUGGCCCCGGGAGCAGGCACCAUGUUUGCCAGUCAUUGAACCGUGAACGGAGGAAGGAGCAGCAGGUUUUGGUGCGUCAGUGUCUUGUGAGCAGCAGAGUUGGGGAGGAGGCAGAGAGAGGACUAGUUCAAUUUAUCUGUGGUAAAGUGGGGCUCUCCUGACUGAUGUUCUCUCCUUGCAGACUGACUGCCUGCCGCCCACCUGUUCUAACUUCCUGCAGCUCAUUAUAUAUCCCUCAGGAGGUGAGCUAAGGAGAAUGAAGGAGCAACCCAGAGCAAAGUGAGCUCUGGGGUUAACACAGUACUUCUCUCCUCAUUUAAUGUGUGAACGUCAGGGGCACCACAGUCUGAACAAAGACAGGAGUUUCUUGAUAUCUCUUGUCUCAGCCCAGAGCUCUAUCAGAGCCACACUCAAAUCCUCCUUAGAUGGGGCUAGUCACAAAACCGUACAGCACAACAGGCCCUUCGGCCCACAAUGUCUGUGUGUCGAACAUGAUGCCAUGACCAACUCUUAUCUGCCUGCACAUGAUCCAUAUCCCUCCAUUCCUU
Amblyraja radiata (thorny skate) is the source of this 5524-nucleotide messenger RNA. Its product is annotated as ankyrin repeat and fibronectin type-III domain-containing protein 1-like. Gene Ontology annotation, biological process: establishment of mitotic spindle orientation; regulation of establishment of bipolar cell polarity. The coding region runs from base 130 to 4278 and encodes 1382 amino acids. The record is from RefSeq and is a predicted model, not a curated record. NCBI's taxonomy places the organism in Eukaryota, Metazoa, Chordata, Chondrichthyes, Rajiformes, Rajidae. The transcript is spliced from 23 exons. Gene Ontology annotation, cellular component: spindle. Gene Ontology annotation, molecular function: protein binding.